GAAAGUACAGAAUGCAUCAAAUUUUUAAACUGAAAGCGCGUUUUUUAAAUAGGACACCAUUCCAUCUACAACUUGCUAGUUUGACAUGUGAUGCAUGCUGUAAAAUGAACAUUCAUAUUGCUUUUCCAGACAAACCAGUGUACUUGGAACGUUAUGAAGGAGGAAAAAACUUAUUACAGAAGAAUAAAAAAGAAACGAGUGAACUUUCACUUUCGGAUUGUUUUACAGAUCAAAAUGACAUUUUGCUAUUCCCCAACAUCUUAAAGGAAAACACUGAUACAGUAUCAAAUUAUAUCAAAAGUGCCAUUCGUUCCCAAAAGCUGUUGAGAGAAAUCACUCUUAAAUAUGCAUGUAAUUGUAAUGUCUCACUCAGUACAUUCACUGAUAUUGACUCAAAUCAAGACUCACAUGAAAAAAUAUACAGAGGUGUUAGUGUUUUCACACAUCAUUCAAAUGAAACAUUUAGUGCAAAUGAUGUUAUUAAAAUGGCCUAUGAAAAUAAUUUUAAAAGACACUAUUUUAUUAAACAAAUAAAAGAAGGAAGAUGCAGGGUUGAAGAAAGAGAUUCAAAAACGAUGGAUGUCCUAUCAGAUCAGUUAUACAUAAUGAAAGACAGCUGGGAAAUAAUUGAAAAAUGUUCUUCUUUCACACAGUGUCAGUCAAGGUCAUUUACUAAACCAGACUUGUGUCCUGUUUUUCACAGCUUUGUUGAAGCUAGAGAAAUAUUGUCCAAGUGUAAAGAUAUGCCUGAAGCUGUCACCUUGCUAGAUAUUGCUGACAAAAAUAUACCAGGCAACUUUGAUGUGAAUGAAUUACAAAAGCAGAUACAAUAUCCAUUUGUAGUGGUAGAAGGACUUGAUGCUACAGGUAAAACAACAUUAACUGAAACAUUAGAGAAAAAAUUGAAUGCAGUGAGAUACUACACUCCUCCUCCUGAAGUUGGCCAUCUAAGAAAGUUCUUUGAUGAUAUGCCAGAGAUCAUAAGGAGAGCUUAUUACUGCAUUGGCAAUUAUAUUGUAGCCAUACAAAUAGCUAAGGAAUGUCAGAACAAAGCAGUUAUAAUGGAUAGAUUUUGGCACAGUACUACAGCAUAUGGGAUAGCCAAUGAAACCAGUACUUCUGACAUGCCACCCAGAGGACACUGGGUGUACCAAUGGCCAUCAGAUCUACUGAAGCCUACACUAGUUCUUUUCCUGACAGUAACAGAGGAAGUUAGGAGGCAAAGGUUGUCUGGUAGAGGAGGAGCCAUAACAUUUGAGGAGCAGCACUUAGACAAGGAUAUUUUAUUCAGACAAAGGCUUUGUAAAGCAUACAGAAGAAUGGAAAAUCCUGCCUGUAAUGAAAUAGAUGCAAAAGGAUCAAAAGAAAGUGUAGUGAAGGCAGCAGAAGAAACACUAGAAAAACAUGGCAUAAAAAUGUAGAUACUGAGGUGAAAAAACAUGUCAUUGAUAUUAGAUUUAUUUAUACCUGUCACAUAAUUAUACUGUAAUCAUAUUUUAGCAGUAGGAAUAUAAUUCUUAUACAGCCAUUGCAAAGGAGAGGGUAAACUGGUUGAAACAUGUCCGAAUGUCCAUCUCUAUCUCUAAUACAUUUAUAUUGAAUUAUUCUCAGUAUAAAUAUUUGGUACAAAGCUUCAUAUUGGUAAGCUAUACCCUGUUACACAUUUUCAGAUCAGUCACAUAUCUACUUUCUGUUUGCAGCAUACAUGUACAUUCUUUAAAUUGAUGCAUGCAUAAUAAAUUUUUGUCACAUUUUUCUCAGCAACUACAAAUCAAGAGCUUCUUGAUAUUUGGUAGCAAGCUUCAUAUUGGUAAGCCAUAAAUGUAACACAUUUUCAGAUCUGUUAAUGAAUUACGUGUUUGACAUUCAGUUCAACUCACAGAUAUGAUUAUAGACAAGCCAACUCUUAGAUAUGGUUAUAGACAAGUAAACUCCGUUCUAGUAAAAUUUUCCGCAUGAAUUUUUGUCAGUAAGAUUUAAACUUGUACUACCUUUGUAACAAAUUACUUACAAAUGUAGGGCAGAACAUCAAAAAGAAAAUCACUUAUACAUAUAGGUAAAUUUGAACCAGAUCUAUAAAUAGUAAUGGUGUUUCUGUUAGUCCUUUGGUCUCACUUUUGUAUCCACUUCUGGAUCUGAACCGCUUGACAGAAUCUUGUAAAACUUUCACAAAUCUUGCUCACAUGAUGUACUGUUCUAUCUACUAUAUCAUUUCUUCAUCCAAAUGAUAUUUUGGAUUUAUUUUGCCAAUUUGGAAUGAAUGGACAAUGCCACAUCCACAUACUACAUAACACAUUUGUAUUCCCUUCUCCUAAGUCUGGCCCCUACUCUGAAUUUAAUGAAACUUUCUAAGAAUCUUCACUAUAUAAUUCCAUUGUGCAUCUCCUAUUUUGUUUUAUUUUAUCUGAAUUUUUUUAAUGGUUUCCCUAAGCAAAUCAUUGAUUUUGAAAGGGCAGGGGUAUCAUUUUGUGUGCUUUGGUUGCAAUACAUCUAGUUUAAUCUGAAAUGAUUUAAUUUUGGAGUAACACGUCUUCUGAUUGGCUGAAAGUUUUUUGUCUAUCAGCUCAUAGAUGUAAUUUUGUCAUGUGACCGUGACAUCAUGAACGUUUUUUCAAGAUUUACUCUUUAAUUAGAAUUAAAUUAUAAGGAAUGACUAAUAUUUUUUCUGUCUAUUCAAAAUUACCUCAAAAAUGUGGUGCACACUUUUAAAUAACCGGCCACAUGGGUUAUUCAGUGUGCACCACAUUUUUCAUGUUAUUUCUUCAUAGACAGAAAAAAUAUUAAAGUCAUUCCUUAAAUAGACAAAUGUUAUUGUGUGUCAAUUUCCUGGAAUUGUCUGAAAGUACUAUUAAUUUUUUUAGUCUUAGAUGCAUGAUUUUUUUAUUAGUUGUUAUUGGGUUUGAACUAGCUGACAGUAACUGUGAGUACUCUCAAAUCUGUACUUGUGUCUUUUUGUUGUGGGGAUGUAUAAGUACCCUGCCACGUCCACUGUGUCUUUGUUAGAUGUAUUUCUGUUUUGUAUCCAUCUGACGAGUUUGUAUCAAUCUGAUGAGUUAAGCCCUUUUCAGUUUGUUCUUAUGUUGUACUGUUACACCACUGUCCCAGGUUAGGGGGAGGGUUGGCGCCUUCAAACUAUUUAACCCCGCCACAUUCUAUAUGUGCCUGUCCCAAGUCAGGAGCCUGUAAUUCAGUGGUUGUCAUUUGUUGCUGUAUAUCAUAUUUGUUUUUCGUUCAUUAUUUUGUACGUAAAUCAGGCCGUUAGUUUUCUCGUUUGAAUUGUUUUACAUUUGUCAUAUGGGCUUUUUAUAGCUGACUAUGCGGUAUGGGUUUUACUCAUUGUUGAAAGCUGUACGGUGACCUAUAGUUGUUAAUAUCUGUGUCAUUUGGUCUUUUGUGAAGAGUUGUCUCAUUGGCAAUCAUACCACAUCUUCUUUUUAUAUUCUCAAACAAGCAGUUGAGAAUUGGUCUUUUAUUAAUUUUGUUUGUUUUGUUUGUUGUCAUUUGAUUUUAAAUAUUAGUAAAAAUGGUUUUAAAAAAUGUGAAAAUGUUUUUUUGUUUAUAAUAUUUAAUAAUUUUAAAAAUCAUUUCAUUUAGUUUGCUUUGAUAGCAUGUUAUUCUUUGCCAUAUCAUGUUUUUUUAUACCUGAUUAUUGUAUAUUAUAUUCUUAUUAUCUCAUAUUACGUCUCUAAAUAAACAAACAUUUUAUAUUGGACAAAUGAUUGUUUCUUUCAUAUCAAGCCAAGCAUUUUGGUGCUUUACAUGUGACCAUAACUAUUUGGAAGUUAAAAUCACUGAAAAUUAAAAUCUUGCUGUCUUGCAUUUUGCAAGGAUGUUGUUCAUGAUUAGACAGCCAGUCACCUGACUUCAUUUUUAAAAUCCAGUGGUGAGAUCGUUUUUGAGAUCAUAAAAGGUCAUAAAACUUAACUGUGUACUUUGGAGUACAAAAUUUUUGAUAGAAACACCAUAUCCAGUAUUUUGAUUUGUUGACAUCUGAGUCGGAGUAUGAAAACUGUACUAAAAUGUUUGAUGACCAUAAGGCCUGUUCCUCAGUAACUGUACAUUAUAGGUCAAUACUAUUUGAUAUGUGGAUUGAUUGUGAGGAGAUUUAUAUGUCUGUUGCAUAUUUACUCAUAUUCAUAACCAAGUGUUGAGGUUUAAGAUCUUCAACUGGGAAUUUAUCUCAGCAAUUAUACAUUAAAGAAAAUAUUUUGAUGUUAAUAAAUAACAUGUACAGCAACAUGUGCACCUUACAAAUAUUAUUUGACCCUGAAAAGUUUCGUAGUUCAUAAUGCCCUUUAAAUUAACUCCUAUAUUGCAGCAAGUAAGACAUUUCAGUGUUUCAAAUGUUGUUUUGAAAGUAACUCGUAUGUUGGUUUUUGUUUCACCUGGACAAAGUCAUGAAGGUGAGACUAGAGCAUGCUGUUUCUUGGGGCAUCAGCAUUUUAUAAAGUUUGUGUGUAGGUCAGCUUAAAGGGUCACACUAAUGGUAUGUCAAUGAUAUUUGAUAUGCAGUUGAACUAAUAGUAGCACAUCUCAUUUCCAUGAAGACUAUUUGGCCCUGUCCCUUCAGUCAUUGUCUAUUGACUUGAAAACUUUUGCUUCGCUUUUAAAAAUGUUAAGUUUGUGGUAAGAUCAGUUUGAGGGAAACAACUAAUGGAAAGUCAAUGAUACUUUGUGUGCAGUUGAAGUAGCAUAAGUGCAUUUCACUACAAUUGAGAUUAUUUGGGUCUGCCCCUUAAAUCUUAUUUCAUUGACUUGGAAUUUUUGCAUAGUUUACAUGUAAACGUUUUUGAUUGGGUCAGUUUAAGGGAAACCGCUUCUGAUAGGUCAAUGAUAUUUGGUAUGCAGUUGUAUAAGCAUUGGCAUAUCUCAUUCCAUUGAGAUAGUUACUAUCAAUAUUACAUACAGGCAAGUUGUCGUUUGUUGAUUUGGUUCAUAAGUGUUUCUCGUUUUUUAUAUAUAUUAGACCGUUGGUUUCCCGUUUGAAUGGUUUUACACUAGUUAUUUUUGGGGCCCUUUAUAGCUUGCUGUUCCGUGUGAGCCAAGGCUCUGUGUUGAAGAUUGUACUUUGACCUGUAAUGGUUUAUUUUUAUAAAUUUUGACUUGGAUGGAGAGUUGGUUUCAUUGGCACUCAUACCACAAUUUCUUAUAUCUAUAUAAGACAUAUCUCUGUGUCAACAAUUUAUUAUGUUAUAUCUUCAUAUUAUACCUUAAUCGUGUGGAAAGAUAAUAACUCAUACAAAGAAUCAUUCAAUAGUUUCAGUCGUAUAAGAAUUUUUGUCAAAGUUGUAUCGUAUCAUUUUUACAGUUCACAGUUUCUACUAUCUAUGAUAGUUAUUCAAGAUAAUAGGAAAAAACUUGAAAAUUAGUAAUAAAAACUGUCAUUUAAGGAUAAUAACUCCUAUAAUGAGUCAUCUGAUUAUUUUGAUGGAAUUAGGAAAAAUGUAAGAGUUUGGCAUUCUAAGCAUGUAAUCCUCUGUCAAAUUUUCUCUAUUAUAGUUCCAAAGAUAUAGGACAUGUACUGCGUUAUACACCUAUAUUAUAUUUAGCCAUGGUGGCCAUGAUGGUUGAAAGGCAGGGAAAAAAACAUCUUUAUACUACAUACCCUAAGGAUCAAUCAGUUCAAGUUUGGUUGAAAUUAGUUCAGUGGCUUCAGGGCCUGAGGGGAGAUUUUUAAAAAGUUUAUGAUGAUGACUGACACCAAGAGAUGGUAAUAGCUCACAUGGACAAUAGGGCCAGGUUAGCUAAAAAUGGUCAUGUGAUUGGUCUUGAUGCAGUAAAAAAUAAAAUUUACUAUAAAUUUCUGCAAAAAGAGGUGCCCACACUAUAUAUAAUAAGUAGUAUAAUAGCAUCAUGUAAAAGGAAUAGAUUAAUAAAAUUGUACAUAAUCAAAUCUCUUGUUUAUAUAACCUCGACUUAAAAAUACCCAAUGAUGUAGCCAAUAUUGAUAUAUGAAAUGAAGAAGGUGGUAAUUUCAUUUCUCUAAUUCUUCGUCAAUUUAUCCCUUUCUGCACCCAUUGUAUAAAAAAAAUUUAAUCAACGUGUGGUUCGUUUGAUCUCAGUUCUUCAUUGGUUAAAAUCCGAUUAUGACGUCGAAUUUUCUUGCUUUCCUCUGAAUUUCCUAUUGUGACGGCAUGAAAAAAGGCGACCAUGCCUGAUGACGUCACAUAGAAAGAACACAUCAUUUUGCAGAUCAUUCGAAAAGAAGGAAUAAAUUUGCCUGCGUAUUGUUUGAAAAUCAUUAGAGAAACAGAUUCCACCACCAAAUCUCGUGUAAUACGAUAUUUAUCCACUCUCGACAGUUAAAUUUUAAAUAUUUAAAACGCUCGGCGAGCCUCGCGUUUUAAAUUUGAAAAUUUAACUGUCUCGAGUGGAUAAAUAUCGUAUCACACUCGAUGCAGUGGUAGAAUCUAUAUUUCUCUAAUUCUUCGUCAAUUUAUCCCUUUCUGCAUCCAUUGUAUAAAAAAAAUUUAAUCAACGUGUGGUCCGUUUGAUCUCAGUUCUUCAUUGGUUAAAAUCCUAUUAUGAUGUUGAAUUUUCUUGCUUUCCUCUGAAUUUCUUAUUGUGACGGCAUGAAAAAAGGCGACCAUGCCUGAUGACGUCACAUAGAAAGAACACAUCAUUUUGCAGAUCAGUCGAAAAGAAGGAAUAAGUUUGCCUGCAUAUUGUUUGAAAAUCAUUAGAGAAACAGAUUCCACCACCAAAUCUCGUGUAAUACGAUAUUUAUCCACUCUCGACAGUUAAAUUUUCAAUAUUUAAAACGCUCGGCGAGCCUCGUGUUUUAAAUUUAAAAAUUUAACUGGCUCGAGUGGAUAAAUAUCGUAUUACACUCGAUGCAGUGGUGGAAUCUAUAUAUACCAUAACUUAUAAAUCAUAACAAUAGGUUCAUAUAUUUCCAUGAUUUAUUUAUAACAUCUACAACAUAUACUUCAUGAAAACUUGGGUAUCCAUUAACAUGACAAAACAUUUCAUAGUUCAUGAAAGAGUACUAAUAUAUUUAACAUAAUUCAAAUUAGUCCAACCUUAGCUUAUGUCUGAGUGUAGUAAUACUUGUACUGUGUAGGUAAAAACUAAAAAUAAAACAAAAUUCAGCUGACAGAAGUUGUUAUCAGUGUAUUUUGAAGUU
Mytilus californianus (California mussel) is the source of this 7126-nucleotide messenger RNA. RefSeq names its product UMP-CMP kinase 2, mitochondrial-like. The record is from RefSeq and is a predicted model, not a curated record. Gene Ontology annotation, cellular component: mitochondrion; cytoplasm. Bases 12 to 1421 code for a protein of 469 amino acids. Lineage: Eukaryota; Metazoa; Mollusca; Bivalvia; Mytilida; Mytilidae. Gene Ontology annotation, molecular function: dTMP kinase activity. The transcript has 5 exons. Gene Ontology annotation, biological process: dTTP biosynthetic process; dTDP biosynthetic process; dUDP biosynthetic process.